This is a messenger RNA of Venturia canescens, 9337 nucleotides long. It is a transcript of the gene Alh, whose product is annotated as Alhambra. Gene Ontology annotation, cellular component: nucleus. The record is from RefSeq and is a predicted model, not a curated record. Gene Ontology annotation, biological process: regulation of transcription by RNA polymerase II. The transcript is spliced from 13 exons. Gene Ontology annotation, molecular function: nucleosome binding; histone binding. NCBI's taxonomy places the organism in Eukaryota, Metazoa, Arthropoda, Insecta, Hymenoptera, Ichneumonidae. Bases 862 to 4113 code for a protein of 1083 amino acids.
UCCCCCGCGCUGCCGUGAAUAACAAACGUGCGGUGCGUGUGCUUUUCUGUCCGCGUGCGGGUCUUCUUUAUUUUCUUUCCUUUAAAUGUAUACUUUCCUUUGAGAGAUCUGUACUCCGAGAUGAAUGAUGCGGGAUAAUGAAAAAAAAACGAGUAACAUUUAGAAAAGGGGAAAAAUAAGGAUAAAGUGCAGGGGAGUUAUGUUGCGCGUGUGGAAUCCGUGAGUGCGUUCAGCCGGUGGACGUCGUUCGUUGAGAGAGUGAGAGAAAGAGAAAACGAGUGAAUAAAGAAAAGUAGGGGGAGAAGAGGAGAGACGUAGCCAGGGGUGGCGUAUAAAAUAAAAUUGACGGCCCCCGCGCGUGUUCUCGACGGUCGCGAACAACGAGGGAGUAAAAGGGACUCUUUUUCGUUUUUUGUGUGCGUCACGCGCGCGUGGUGAUGCUUUUACAAAGCGAAACCAAGUAAAGCGUGCAACUUGACAUAUAAAGCAAUAAACAAAAAACAACGCAACGCGAUUUGACGACAAUUAGGCUAAAGAAAAAACGGUGAAAAAGAAAGAGUGCAAGAAACAGUGCUCGGUGGGGUACGUGCUUUGCGACACGUCCUUACGCGUGUGGCAGUUUUGAAGACACCGACUUUUCUCUACUGCAAGCAUUCUCCGUUCUAAAAAUCUCCUCUCCUCCUUUCAUUCCGUUUUGCCACGCUCCUAUCUUCGUGAUAACAAAAACAGAGAGCCGCUCUCACUAUACACCAGCCAGGAUGUCGUAUUCCCGAGACAACCGGAAUCGAGUGCCCCGUUUUCGCCGGCUAGCAUAGCUCCGGGACUGCUAGUCUCGUUCUUCCGAAUCGCCUGGACCACAGCAUGAAGGAGAUGCUUGGAGGGUGCUGCGUGUGUUCUGACGAGAGGGGUUGGACCGAAAAUCCGUUGGUCUAUUGUGAUGGACAGGGUUGCACCGUUGCUGUGCAUCAAGCUUGUUAUGGAAUUGUUACUGUGCCUACCGGGCCUUGGUAUUGCAGAAAAUGUGAAUCUCAAGAAAGAAGCGCACGCGUGCGCUGCGAGUUGUGUCCCAGUCGUGAUGGAGCACUCAAGAGAACGGAUCAAGCAGGAUGGGCUCAUGUUGUUUGUGCUCUCUACAUACCUGAAGUGCGUUUUGGUAACGUCACAACGAUGGAGCCAAUUAUAUUACAGCUCAUUCCAGCUGAAAGAUUCAGCAAAACAUGUUACAUUUGCGAGGAACAAGGUAGAGGAAGUCGAGCCAAUGUUGGAGCCUGUAUGCAGUGCAACAAAUCAGGCUGCAGACAACAAUUUCAUGUUACAUGUGCGCAAGCACUUGGAUUGUUGUGCGAAGAAGCUGGCAAUUAUCUGGACAAUGUAAAAUAUUGUGGAUACUGUCAGCAUCAUUACUCCAAAUUGAAAAAAGGUGGAAACGUGAAGACGAUACCUCCGUAUAAACCGAUACCAGCAGACAACGGUUCGUCGGAUUCUUCCCCUGAAAAGGAAGCCGAGGGGCCGCAAAAAACAACGUCAACGACGACGGCGAGUACGACAACGACGACAACGACGACGACGUCGUCAGGACCGUCAACAACUACGAAGCGAAAGAGUUCGAGCUCAAAGUCAGCAACUUCGAGUUCGAAGAGUAAGGCAAACGCGAGUCCCAGUUUAGAGAUAAAUGGAAUCGUGGAUGAGAAAAAUGCAAGUGGUCGAAACACACCGAAAGAUUCCCAGUCGGCUGGCGGUGGUUCGAGUAAAUUUACGAGUUCAAAUUUCGUUGAAACGAUAGUUACUCAGUCCGAGAGUGUUUUUGGUAACGAACCAGCUGGCGGAAUUGUUGCACCGUCGGCUUCAAAUUUACCACCAACUGCCGGGAAAUCCACUUCCUCAUCGUCAUCCUCUUCCAAUACGAACUUGAGCCACAAAAUCAGUAAUCAAACGAAAUCCAGUAACUCGGGUUCUUCCAACAAAUCCUCAAGUCAUACUGGAAAGAAACGAAAAACUGGGGCGCGCACACCGACUGUAAUCGCUAACGAUAAUUCCAACCAUUCGGUCAGUUCCGAAGCUAGCUCUUCAGUCGUUAUUGCCGUUAGUUCUGUUGUUCAGCAACAACAAACCAUCAAUGCUAAUAGCGUUCAACCGACUGUCACAGAAGCUACGAGUCUCAGUACAAUGUCUGAACCGGAAAAAAAUAAAAAGCUUAAAGUUGAGAGUCCUCCAGUACCUGUUCAAAGUAGCACAUCGAGUGUUCCGAUAACAACCGAGGCGACUACGAUACCCGUAAUAAUGUCAAUAUCUCAAUCACAAAAUGCUGUCGCUCAUCAGUCAUCGCCAACAACGACAACGUCAAACAGCAUCGUCGUUUCGGUACCGCUUACCGCAGCUUCGUUGCCAUCCUCAAUCCAAAGUGUCGUCACCAGUGCUCCGACACUCUAUCAACAACUUCAACAAAGUAUGAUUACGACCGCGGCUACGAGUCAACCGAGAACAAGCACGAUAACCAAUCAUGAGAGAUUUCCUGCUGAGGAUACGCCGGCCAAGAGAUCGCGUUCUCAAUCUACGGAGAAACAAGAAAGAACCCGUAAGCCAAAGCGAGGCUCAACCUCAAACAGUCAGCCAGCUGCGGCGGCGGCGGCGAUUCCUUUGCCAGUAUCAAGCGUUGCUACACCAGUGUCGAAUAGCACCAUUGUGACGACCUCCAAACGCCCUAGUAGGACAAGCCGUCAAACACCGUCGCCAUCUGUCACAGUGGCACCAAUUGUCCCAUCCAUUAUUCAAGGUCCCACACUGGGAACCGGCCACUUCAGCAGUGUGGGCUCCGGCUCUAGCGGCACCAUGGGCCCAGUUGUUAAAGAUUCCCCUCCCAGUAGUCCUGGCUCGGAAAGUAUGAGCAGCACUGGUCCUGGACGAAGGAAGCGUAAAAGCGCCGGAGCAACUGCUCCUGUUACACCAACUCCAUCUGCUUCUAGUACACCCACUGCCAUAGUCAAUAACACUAAGGAAGAAAAAGAUGUCAAAUUAUUCCAAAAUGGUGUUAGCGCACCCCACAUGCUCGGAAAUCAACUCAAUCCAACAUCAACUAUGGCACAAAAAAUGUCGGACACAUUAUCCCAAGAGUUGGAGGCUCAUUCGAUUUUCACAGAAGCAAGUAAUUCAACGACGAAUUUAGUUGGACCUCAACUGCAUAGUCGUGUGAUUGCUUCCAUACGAUCAAAUCAAACGACAGCACCGACAGCAUCGUUUUCCUCGGUAUUUUCAACCAAUAGUAAUACUUCAAAUGCAACAUCUGGUGCUCUUGGUGGUGGUGCUAUUCCACAAACUUUGGAUCAACUACUCGAGCGACAGUGGGAACAAGGCAGUCAAUUCCUGAUGGAGCAAGCUCAACACUUUGACAGUGAGUUUGCCUCACUUUUGUCAUGUUUACACCAAUUGAGAGCAGAGAAUUUGAGACUAGAAGAACACGUCAACAGUCUUUUGCAAAGGCGAGAUCACUUGUUGGCUGUUAACGCCAGGCUCGCUAUUCCUCUUACGACGCAGCCGAGCACUCAUCAAGGUACACUUGAUUUUGUCAACAAUAUUCACCCUUCGGUUAAUCCGUCGCAUCCGAAUUUACAACAUGCUGAGGGUCCACCAAGUGGUGGUCCGGCGACAAUAUCACGAGUAAAUCGUGAGCCCCGCAUAAACAAUACUUACAUACCACACUCAAGUUCCGGAGGUCAUUCGACGCCAUUGGAGAACGGACUUCCACCGGAUCCAUCGCCACCUGCAGCUGCCUCAUUAUCACAGUAUCAACAACACCGGGGAUCGUUGAUAGCGCCUCAACAGAGUCCUACGAUAAGGCACAGUCCAGCUGCGAGUGGCUAUCAUCAGAACCAACCAAGUAACAUAGUGUCACCAGCAAACGCGACAAAUUCAGGAGUGGUAAGAAAUUCUUCCUCAACUCCGGAUCCUCUGCGCGGCGUACCUAGGUCAGUGCCACAGUCGUCAAGCAGUUUCAUGCCGUCGAUGUAUCAACCGGCGAUGUCCAGUCUUACCAGUAAUCAAGUAGGUAGUAUACAUAAUCUUCAUUCACACGGGCCUUCACCCACGAGCCAUGGGCCGCCGGGUAAACCAAGCUGAAGUUAAACGAGGCCACGAAUAGGCCCGAAGCCGAACACAUCCCAUCGGAAGAUCAUCGCAUCUCAUCACACAAAAACAAAGUUAUCACAAAAAAACAAAAUAACCUCGUGAGUCUUGAUGUUCUUAGAAUAAAAAUAAAUCCUGCAAUCUUGAAUACGCAGUCUUGUAUGAAGCCUGGGCUUACGAGGUUAUCCGACAACCAUCUCGACUCACGGAACACUGAACGUUGAUGUCGUUCCCUCAUUUUCUUUUACCAUGCUUCAUACUUCGUCAUCAUACAAAUUUUGACUCAACACACAAUCUCUCGUAAAUCUCUCGGGUUGCUAACGAUUUGCGCUGAAUGUACGUUUUUUUGUUUCUAUUUUAAUAAUUCACUACUGAGCUCAUAUUGCAAGAAAAAACCGUAAAAAUGCGAAUCGUUUAGUAUUCUUUUAUCUUUUGGCAUUCAUUCGGUCACGUUAAGUACUGCUAUAAAGAUGAGUGUUGUUUUCUGGAGUCACCUUUUCUGUUGAUAAAAAAAAUUGAAUAAUUUUAUUUGUAAAAUUUAACCACUGCCGAUGAUUAUUUUCGGGAUUUAAUGCGAUUAUUUGCGACCGUUGCGAUGUCUCGUACAACAGUCAAAGUAAUUAGUGAUCAAACUUCUAUUGCUUCACGCACUGAAAUGAUUUCUCAUUGAAUUAUCUUUAUACUAAAUGAAUAGUGCGAAUUUGACCGCUGUCUAGAUAAUUGAGUCGCUUAAGUUAAUUGGCAGCUUUGUUUAGACAUGAAAAGAGUGCGGUCAGUUUAGUGUAACGUAUUGAUUUCAAGAAAAAUCGAUAUUCUUGUGAAUAUAAAUUUUCUUGUAGUUUUUCGAAUAAAGUUUUGAUGAUUCUAGAAAACUAUUAAUAAUUGGCGGGAAAGAGUUUAGGCGACUCGAGACUUCGUUAUACAAAGGCUGAAUCAAUUGUAUGAUAAUUUAGAGAAAUAAGAUGUUUAAAAUUUUUUUUCCAACUAUUACGAGAGUUUGUUUUGAAAUUAAAUGUACUCGAUUGAACCUUUUGUCAAAGAUUGACGUUAAAAAUUUGUUUUUCCACGAUUUUGCGCAACCCGAAUGACGAACGAAAAACGAGGAAUAGCUAAUGAACGAACUUUCAACUUUUUAGUAUAUUUCGGCUAAUGAUACGAGACAAUCUGAGCGUUCUAUUAACGCAACAGCAGAACAAACUCACGAAAAUGUACAAACAAUGAAAAAAAAAAGAAGAAGAGAUAGAACAGAACAUGAUGGGAAAAAUAAAACUUAGCCAGUAAGCCGACCUAUCGCGACAAAUAGCAAUAAUAUUAUAGGUGUACAUUUUACAAUUCAUACGAUUAACGUCUGUUCGUUGAUUAUGGUGCAUCAGAUAUUUGCUCUUUUCUUCAAACGAACCAUGUGGUCAAAAAAAAAUAUCGUUUGUUUAUAUUAGACGGUCAAUUUAGUAAUUGUAGAGUGAUUACGUUUCUUUAUACAUAAUUAACAAAAAAAAAAUUAAUUUGUGUACAAUUUUCACAUUAUGAGUGCGUAUGGAAACUAUAGUUGAAGAUAACGAUACGACUGAAAAAUUACGAAUACAAUGUCUGAUAAAGGUUAUUUCGUGAAUUUCUCAUAUUAUUUGAAAAAUUUCAAAAACUCGCUUUGUUUUUGUGUAAUAUUGGAAUAUCACGUUGCUACAAGAAUACAACCAAUCGACUAUUCGUCAUGUUGAUCCGCGGAAAAUUUUUUCGUAACGAGCAAAAAGGUGUUUGUGAGCCCACAGGAAGUUGCUUUUUGAAUAUCCGCCAUUGAUGAAUGAUAUUCCAUACGUUAAAUUUCGUAUAAAUGAAAACACUAAAUCCCGAAAACGAGCAAACCUUGGUAUAAAUUUUGAGAUGACGUCUCAUUUCGUUCCUAAUCCAAAAAAAAUAUACGAUAUAUACGUUGAGAAAUAUGUUUCUUUUUGUUACGAUUUUUUCAUGCAAUGAAACUUACAAUUAGCAAGAUUUUAAUAUUUAUUUGUAAAUAUUUCGGAUGCGGAUAAGAGUUUUGUUCUGACGCAUCAAUUUCGACUUGGCACAGUUACAAAUGUACAGUUAUAAGCAAUGGCCGAACAAGAAAAAAAAAACCUAUUUCAUAGUUGGCUUUGAUAACAUUGUACAUUUAAUUGUAAUUACGAACACUGCCUUCCACGAAUGAGAGCUGUGAAGUAGGUUUCAGAUUAAUACACGAUCUUGACCGCUGUAACUAUAAUUCGAUUAGACACCGCAAACUUUCGAGCGAACGAUCUUACGUUCGAUCAUUUUUUCAGCUCAUCGUCAUAAUGUUGUUUUUAUUUCUUAUUUUCGUUCGUUAUUGUCAUAAUGUUUUAUUAUGCGUUGAUUCGAACUCGUUUCUGCCCAUCGACUGUUCUAUUUUAAUUUGUAUUUCGUAAAAAGAACCACAGACAAAAAUAUGAAUAUUUUUUUGGAUCUUAAUUGCUUCUUUCGUAGCAUUUUGUACAAAAAUAGACAUUUUAUUUUGUCUUCAGUUAUUUUAGUAUUUCUGAAUUCUGAAAACAAAAUUCUAACUCUACAUUUAACUCUGAGUUUUUUUAUUCCGUUCGUACAGAAUGCUCUCGUAAUUCAAACGAUCAAUUAUCGCCGCGUGAUACGAUUUUUUUUUCUUUUUUUCCAAAUAUUUGUAAGCCUUCGACGUUAAGACGGCAUUGAAGUUGUGCCAGCGUCCGAAAAAUUCAGAGAAAUACAGUUUUAUCACUUUAUAGUUUAUCAAUAUUUAUUAAUUUUCCUUAACGGAUGAAGUAUAAUUAGUGCAAGGAAACACAGAAUUUUACAAAAUUCGAGUGUUUGCGAUUGAACUUUAAAAUGUGCACAUCGUUUUUCAAACUUACGAACUUCGAUGAUUCGUGUCCCUCCAACCUUUCAUUAUUAGCCGAUUUUUUGAACAUAAAAAAAGUUUUUGGAUAUUUUUUUUCGGCUAUUUUAUUUUUAGUCGGUUUUUUUCAUUUAUGGCAAAUUGUGUCACCAAAGAAAAUGGAAUUAGCGUGAUAUUGCAUUUUGAUAAAAAAAAAACAUACAUCGAUUCGUUUACAAUUAGUGUCAUUCAAAGUUGGAAUCCAAAGAGGAUGAUUGACAUCACGCAUACGUAAAAAAAAACAAUCAAACGGUCUAUUUCAAAUGAUUCAAUACGUGUUGACGUAUUUCAAUUAUAUAAAAAAACGAUAAAUUUUUGUUUUAAAAAGUCAUGAGAAAUGUUCAGAUUAAUCAUCGAGGAUGAUAAACAAGUCCAGUUUCAUACAGGACUGGGAGGGUCUAAUAUUCCAUUGCGAUUGAAUUUUGAACUCCAAAGAUACGAUGGAGGAAUGAUCCACAGUGGUAGUCUUUGUAUAUCGGUAGAACGUUCGUACGAAUAUCGUAAUAAAAAGUACAUUUUGUAACACCAAACUUACUGCAUAGUUGGUCACUCAGGGAAUUCGGUUUACUACUUGGUAAUGUCCUUGCGAUAGCAGAAAAUAGAGUUGUGAAAAAGCAAUUGUACAUGAUCGUUUGAUUGAAAUUUUUUUUCUUAAAAAACCAAUAUUUCAAAUUCACUACGAUCGUGAAUUUUAAUGAACUUUCAAUUUUCCACUUUCAUUGAAAAUAAAGAGCAAUAUCUUCUGUCGAAUGUUUUUUUUUCUUAGAUUUACAGUAAAUUUGAAAAACAAUGAAUUUAAUUAAAUUUAUCGCCGAGAGCGAUUUUCAGCAUUUACAAUUUGAUGCACGACUUUUGGUAUCAUCUGCUUUUUUCACUUGUCCCGAUAUCAAUAUCAUUUUUUUGUAGUUAAUGUAAAAGAUCGCAUUAUUAGAUUGGAUAACAAUGAAAUGACUAGAAAUGAAAAUUUUAGGAGAAUUGGAAAAGAUGAGAGCGGGUUGCUUCGUCGAAUCCAAAUGGGGCGUAUUCAAAUAUUCUGGAUAGUAUGGGAAUAAUACGAGAUACCGAAGAGAAAAAUAAAAGGAAAGAAAAAUGUUUACGUAAAUAAAGAUUAGAAGAGCGAAAAAUGGAUAUUUUUGCACUGCUGAAUCGUGCCAAAUUUUUUAAACGUCACUCAUUAAAAUGCAAAUGAGCUGAUGCCUGUACGCUAUCAUCGCGUCUAGUUCUGUAAGGAUUUUCUAUGGUACGUAAAAUGAUAAUAAUUACUCAAUGGCAAUCAUUGAAGCAAUGUGAAACAUUUGACAGAAAAAAACAAUCGUGUAGUUCUUCAUCUCGUAUUUAUGAUCCAUUGCUCUCGUCCCCACUCAUUCUCAAAUUAUUCUAACUGCUCGUGUGUAUGUCUAUUUAUGUAGAAGAAAAACUGAAAAUUCGUACACGUGUUCAUCGCCAUUUUAUAUAUCAUUAUACAUUUUGCGUUUCAUAGAAAUUUGAUACAUGUAUAUUGGACAUACAAAAAUUUUGGUAAAGGUCACUCAAGAUUGGAAAACAAAUAAAAAUGAAAACUAAACUUCAUCGUAGAUUUAUAUACGAAUUUACUAUCGAAGUUCUCGUUUUUUAUAAAGAUUACCAUUCCUUUUUCUCAAGUCGUGAUUGAAAAAUUUGUCAAUUUAUGAAAAAUCUGUAAACGGAGGUCGAUUUUGUACUCUCGAGUGACUAUUUUCUUCGGAUCUCAAGUGACAUGACUUUGAAGAUAAAAUAAAUCGACACUGGUAUAACGUUGCCCAAAUUCCUCCACCGAAAGUGCUCGUUUCAUAAACUAACACGAUAAAGAUUCAGACAUUGUAAAAUAGUGACCGAAACAACGUUCGGUCACCAGAUUUGAUGAUUUGAAAGUAUGUGUAACGAAAGAAAUUGAACUUUCGAUCGUAUCACUGUCGAAAUAAGUUUCGCUAGCUAGUUUAUUAUUUUAUAUAUGUAUAAAUAAAAACAAUAACGAAAUUAAUAAAAAACGAUCAUUUGUACUGUGCAGAAGAGUCGAUGGAGCGGUUCGAGAUUCGUUGGUGAGAUCGCAUCUUCGAGUAGAUCUUUUCUAUCUAAAGUCAUUUUUGUUCGAAAAAACACAAUACAGUAUAAAAUAAAACACUCAAAUGAACGAAUAAAUAAACACCUCUAAUAGCAAAUUUAAUUGAAAGUCAAAGGCAUUUGUAUCGAUGAACCGUACAAGUUCACUUGCGAGACGCGAUCCACUAGACGACACGACAUUUUGUAAUGUAAAUGUGCAUAAAUGAAAGCAUGAAAUAAAAAAAAAAGUACAGUCGAAAACGA